Messenger RNA from Coregonus clupeaformis (lake whitefish), 4878 nucleotides. Its product is annotated as YEATS domain-containing protein 2. The record is from RefSeq and is a predicted model, not a curated record. Gene Ontology annotation, biological process: chromatin remodeling; regulation of transcription by RNA polymerase II. Gene Ontology annotation, molecular function: histone binding. The coding region runs from base 285 to 4742 and encodes 1485 amino acids. Gene Ontology annotation, cellular component: NuA4 histone acetyltransferase complex. The transcript is spliced from 30 exons. NCBI's taxonomy places the organism in Eukaryota, Metazoa, Chordata, Actinopteri, Salmoniformes, Salmonidae.
CCCAUCUGUUUGCAGGCGAAUGCCAUGGGGCUAGCUAGAGAUUCUACAAACCCAGCAAAACAUGAACCAGCAUAGAUAGGUAGCUUUGAAUGAAAACUCACUUUAUAUAGAAACGUCCGUUCACUGUGCCUUGCUCCGCAGAAAAGUAAUUAUUAAACUACAGAAGCAGGCGUAUCGGUUUGCUUGCAAAAACAAUCACAACACACGUUCAGCUAGCUAGUUAGCCUGCUAACAACUUUCUCCUGCACGCCUCCCAGUUCCUGCACCACGAGCGUGAGGCAAUCAUGUCAGGCAUCAAGAGGAAGAUUGAAGACAAGGACCCAGACUAUGAGGACAUCUCACAGGUUCAGGAGAACAAACGACACAAAGUAGUGGAACAAAAUGCGAGGGAAGCUACGGUGCAGAAGAUUGAGGCCAUCAUCAAAGACCAGUUCUCUUUGGAGAUGAAGAACAAAGAACAUGAGAUCGAAGUGAUCGGACAGCGUCUGAAUGAGGCCAGGCGAAUGAUGGACAAGCUCAGAGCCUGUAUCGUGGCCAAUUACUAUGCCAACGCUGGGGUGCCCAAGCUCCAAGAGCAGGCAUCCAAAAGCGACCCGGCGGUGCUGAACCACCCGGCCAUCAAGCGUUUCCUGGAGUCACCCUCCCGCUCCUCCUCCCCUCUCAACCAGGGCUCGGACGCCCACUCCCUGGGGCCCUCGGAGUCUGAGUCCCUGUCCCAGCAGGGUGAGGGGCCGGAAAGGGACGUGGAGGGCUCCUGGAGAGAGGACAGGGGCAGGCAGGAGCGCAGGCCGGGCCGCAACACAGGGAAGGACACGUUUGGCAUCCCAUCGUCAGGCGUACUGUCGUCAUUCGAGGGGGAGCAGAGGGUGACCUACCACACUACAGGAGAUGAGGCUUCCAGGCUCUACAUAAAGAAGACCAUCGUGGUGGGAAAUGUCUCCAAGUAUAUCCCUCCUGAUAAGCGGGAGGAGAAUGACCAGUCGACCCAUAAGUGGAUGGUGUACGUCAGAGGCUCCAGACGAGAGCCCAGCAUCGAUCACUUUGUCAAGAAAGUCUGGUUUUUCCUGCACCCCAGCUACAAGCCCAAUGACCUGGUGGAAGUCAGUGAGCCUCCGUUCCACCUGACACGUCGUGGCUGGGGGGAGUUCCCUGUCCGCAUCCAGAUCCACUUCAAAGACCCCCGCAACAAACGCAUAGACAUCAUACACCACCUCAAGCUAGACAGAACUUACACAGGCCUGCAAACACUGGGGGCAGAAACGGUGGUGGAUGUCGAGCUCCACAGGAACUCCCUGGGGGACGACUAUGUGCUCUCUUCCUCCAAUGCCCACCACCACCAGCGUGCAGCCAGCCCCUCGUCACCCUCCUUCCUGCCCCAAACCCCAGGUCCCCUCUCUGGCCGCUGCAGCUCUCCACUCCCCCUCUCACAGGACAACCACCCCACCAUCGCAGAGAAAGGUGAGAUACAUGGUUUGCCCAUCAAAGCAGAGGCAGGGAGGUCUGGGGUGUACAGCGCACCCCCCUCAGCUUCGGAACGCACUCCAUCCUGGCCUAAAGUCACAGAGAAGAUCACACUGGGUUCCCAUGGCAACUCAGCCUUCCAGCCAAUCACGGCCAGCUGUAAGAUCAUCCCCCAGGGACAGGUGCCCAGCCCCUCCGAGUCCCCCGGGAAAUCCUUUCAGCCAAUCACCAUGAGCUGUAAGAUUGUGUCAGGUUCACCCAUCUCCACACCCAGCCACUCGCCCCUCCCCCGUACCCACACCUCCACCCCGGUACACAACAAACAGGGCUCCUCCGUACUCAACAACCCUUACAUCAUUGUCGACAAGCCCGGCCAGGUCAUCGGCAUGGCAGCGAACUCCGGCGCCUCCACAGGAUGUACCACAGCCAAGCAGUUGGUUGCGGCCCAGGGCACUCGCUCUCCGGCCUCCAAGGUUCACACAGGAAGCUUCCUGUCCUCAGGGGUCAAGGUCAUUAUCAAGCAGGAGCCGGGGGAAGUUCCCACUCAGCAUCAGCAGCAGAUGGUUUCCUCGGUAACGGCAGCCCAGCAGACCGCCGCCGCAGCAACGCAGCAAUUUGUCGCAGUGAAGGGAGGUCACGUGAUCUCCAUGUCGCCACAGAAACAGACAGGAGGGGCCACCGGAGCAGGGGCCCCACCCAGCAAGGUUAUGGGUAUCCCUGUAGGGUCCGCCCUCCAGGCAGCGGUGAAGCAGGUGGCCAUCAGCAGCGGACAGAUACUGGUCGCCAAGGGUAACCCCUCCGUCUCCAAGGUGAUCGGUGGGAAGCAGGUGGUCGCCCAGGGCGUCGCCAAGGCCAUCGUCAGCGGAGCGGCUGGUAGCAUCAUGGGUCAGCAGGUUGUUGCUAAGGCAACGGGGGCCGCAGGGGGAACGGGAAAGAGCGGAGUGAUGGCUACCCUCCAGCUGCCAGCCAACAACCUGGCCAACCUUGCCAACCUGCCCCCGGGAACCAAGCUAUACCUCACCACCAACAGCAAGAACCCAUCAGGCAAGGGCAAGCUGCUGCUCAUUCCCCAGGGAGCCAUCCUCAGAGCUUCCAACUCAGCAGGUCAGCAGUCCCAGGGCAGCUCCUCUACAGGCUCUGGCUCCCAGACCCCCACCUCAUCCAGCAGCCUGACCUCUAACCUCUCCUACACAUCAUACAUCCUCAAACAGACCCCACAGGGCACGUUUCUGGUUGGCCAGCCGGCGUCGCAGGGCGUGGGGAAGCAGGGCGCGGCCAGUUCCACAGGUCACGUGGUGUCGUCCCCUGCGACCGUCACCCAGCAGGCCAUCCGGGUCACAGCCGGUCAGAAGGCUGCCAUCCUGGCUCAGGCGCUGGGCGGGUCCCAGGUGAAGCUGUCUGACGGCUCAGUGAAAACGGUAACCACGUCGACAGCGGCCCACCUGUCCAAGCCGGCCACGACCAUGCUCAGGAUGACGGGCGGAGUCAUCACAGCCGCUAGUCAACCGCUAGCGGAGGUGUCCGGUCAGGCCAAACCUGUAUCCCACUCUGUCCUGGUGGCAGCCAACCAGGCAGCAGUCAUCAACGCCGCAAAGAAUGCCAGCGCUGCUACCGCCAUUACCAUGGCAAGGAACACCACGGCUGCCGUUACCAUGGCAAAGAAAGCCACGGCAAACGCCGUUACCAUUGCAAAGAGCGCCACCGGUUUGGUAACCAUGCAGAAGGGCGCCACGGCGCCAACUGUCACCUUGGCAAAGGGUCCCAACACCUCUACCACUGUUGUUACCGUUACUAAGAGCGUUACAAACAUGCACGUCAUCAGCAUGGCCAAAGGGGCGGGUUCUAUGGUUGUGGGUGUGCCCAAGAGCGCCAGCACGACAUUGGUCAGUGCGGCAUCGCUGGUCAGCGGGAUGGCAGCAGGGGGAGGAAAGACAGCUGCUACUCUAUCAGGUAUGCUGAAGAUCCACUCUGGCGGGUCCAGCUCCCAGCAGACAGUGCUGGCCAUACCAGCCAACCAGCCCAAACAGCUGGGGGUGGGCACUGGCACAGGAGGGGUACAGACCGUACACAUGCCCGUCAACAAAGUAGUAUUCCAGUCCGGCAGUGUGUCUAAAGGACCAGCUCCCAGUAGUAGCUCCACUCCCUCCCCUGGAGCAGGAGUGGCUGCAGCUGGAGUCUCCCCCAGUCCUGGAGCUGCUACCCAGGCCUCGCCUUCACCCUCCCUCACCCUGCCUCUGGCCCAAGUGAAGACAGAGCCAGGAGUCUCUACACCCGUCUCUGCUACACAUGCCCCUUCGCCCCCUGUAACAGCCCCUGUCGCCUCCUCCACCCCUGUAGCUGCCCCUCCCACUGCGUUCGCCUCAGUCAAACUGGAGCAGGGGGCCGACACCAGCUCACACCACCACAUCGAGGUCAUCAACACGGAACACAUACAGACCCUCAUGCAGCUGCUCACCGCCGUGGUGAAGAAAUCCCCCCUCAUCCUACCAGAGAAGACCGAGGACUCCCAUCCGUUCUGUGCAGUGUCUACUGAGCAGUAUUACUCCUGGAACAUUGGGAAACGCAGGGCAGCAGAGCUCCAGCGAGCGGUGGCAGUGAAGCGUGUGGUCCAGGAUGUGUUGGAGCGCUGCCCCCGCCUGCAAGCCCUCACCCCCCCUAAGACCAGAGAGGUGGUCCAGUGGUGCCGGCAGAGGGGCUACACUCCCCCGGACCCCGAGCCCUUACGCAGCAGCAGGCCUGACGAAGGAACCAUCGAGGACAUCCUCACACAGAUAGACAACGAACCAGAGUGCCCCUCUACCCUGGGUAGCUGUGAGGAGUUGGUCCAGCGGUUGGAGCAGCUGCAGACCCUGCUGAAGACUGAGCCCGAGGAUGAUGACGAUGAAGUCCUAGACAUCGUCAGUGUGACCCCGCCCUCUCAGAGGUUAAAGGUCAAAGAAGAGGAACAGGAAGCGGACCCCGAGCCAAAGUACUUCCUGGCACCCUGCCCCUCGGCCCAGUUCAUCAGCGACACAGCCCAACAGAUUGGGGUGGCCUUUCAGCAGGUGGAGGUGGAGAAGAAUGUGUUUGCUCCGGUGAUCGAGGCCAUGAUUCUCAAGGCGACAGAGCAGUUUGCUAGUGACAUCCUGAGAGAAGCUCUGGCUGGAGCCCAUGUAAAAUCCCCCCAGAACAGGGCUCCCAGGGAGAUCACAGCCAUGAACAUUCACCAGGCGUCCAGCAGCAUCCCCACAUGUGACUUCCUCACCAACACACACAUGGGCUACCUGACCAAGGAGGACUGAUUACACACAACCUAACUAAGGACAAUGGCCACUCAGACUGAGAGAGAUACACGCACACUGGCUACUAGGGCUGGGAAUUACCAGGGACCUCACGAUACAAUAUUAUCAUGAUACUUACGUGCCGAUACGAUAUGUA